This is a messenger RNA of Seriola aureovittata, 6319 nucleotides long. RefSeq names its product patatin-like phospholipase domain containing 6 (gene pnpla6). Gene Ontology annotation, biological process: phosphatidylcholine metabolic process. Gene Ontology annotation, cellular component: endoplasmic reticulum. Lineage: Eukaryota; Metazoa; Chordata; Actinopteri; Carangiformes; Carangidae. The coding region runs from base 146 to 4315 and encodes 1389 amino acids. The transcript has 37 exons. Gene Ontology annotation, molecular function: phosphatidylcholine lysophospholipase A1 activity. The record is from RefSeq and is a predicted model, not a curated record.
CCAGAGUUCUUGUAGAAGUAAAACAGGAGGGGCUUCAUGAAAGAUGAUUUCCGUUGUAUGUUAUUUGACAGUCAGUGACGAUUGACGGGAGACCAUCAGCUCAGUGGCCGUUGAUGGACCAUCCCUAUGAAGAAACAGGGUUACAAUGGGACAGAGUACCUCGGAACAAGAGGUCCAAGGAGACAACCCCGAGGACGGGUUUAAUAACAUCAAGACAUUUGUGGAGGAGGAACUACAGACGAGCAUGAUGGUGGGGAUGGUGAUUGGUGCAGGCAUCGCCAUAGUUCUCAUCGCCAUCCUCAUCUUCUUUAUCUUGCGGAGGAUCCAGCUUCGAAACCUAGAAGCUCAGGAGGCACCCAAGUACCGCUUCCGCAAGAGGGACAAAGUCAUGUUCUAUGGGCGAAAGAUCAUGCGUAAAGUCUCCCAGUCUACCUCUUCCCUGGUGGGUACAUCCUCUUCCUCUCGACCACGCCUCAAGAAGAAGCAGAAGAUGCUUAACAUUGCCAAAAAGAUCCUGCGCUUUAAGAAGGAGGUGCCCACCCUUCAGGCUAAGGAGCCCCCUCCCUCAGUGCUGGAGGCGGACCUCACCGAAUUUGAUGUGGCCAACUCCCACCUCCCCUCUGAGGUGCUCUACAUGCUCAAAAAUGUUCGUGUACUGGGUCACUUUGAGAAGCCUCUCUUCCUUGAGCUGUGUAAACACAUGGUGUUUCUGCAGUUCCAACAAGGGGAGUACGUCUUCAGGCCUGGCCAGCCUGACAGCAGCAUCUACGUGGUUCAGGAUGGAAAACUAGAAUUGUGCCUUACUGGAAUGGAUGGCAAAGAAAGUGUGGUGAAGGAGGUUUACCCUGGAGACAGCGUCCACAGCCUCCUCAGCAUCCUGGAUGUCAUCACAGGCCACCAGAAGCCUUACAGAACGGUGUCAGCACGGGCUGCAGAGGUUUCCACUGUUCUCCGAUUACCUGUAGAGGCCUUCCUCUCUAUAUUUGAGAAGUACCCUGAGAGCCUGGUGCGAGUCGUACAGAUUAUCAUGGUUCGUCUCCAAAGAGUAACAGUCCUAGCCCUGCACAACUAUCUGGGACUCACCAAUGAGCUCUUCAGCCAUGAAAUGCAGCCCUCGCGUCUGCCACCUCAGUCACCCCACCCAACUCGCACCAGUCCCAUCCGCCAUGGCAAGCGCUUUGGCAGCCUGACAGUGCCUGAGGAGCAUCGGGAAGCUGCCAUUAAGGGUGAAGCUACAGGAGGAGAACAAGGGAAGGAGGGAGCAACAGUGCCAACUCUGAGUAGGACUAUCUCUAUGCCUGUGGACAUUGCUGGUAUACAGAAAGGUCUGAGAUCAGACUUUGACAUGGCGUAUGAAAGGGGGCGGAUCUCUGUCUCUGCAGAAGAUGGCAACACUCCUCCCAACUUUACUCGGUCCGUGUCCCAGGACCAGCGGGAGAGGAGGGUGACAGUAGAUGAGGUUCCCUCAGGGAUCUACCUGUAUCCAGAAGAAGAGGCGGGAGUGGACAAUAUUUUUACACCUAUAUCCAGUCGAUCCAGUGCUGCGCUGUUCGAAGAAGCUCAGAAAGAGGUCCUCAAACUCAUGAGGAUUGAGGACCCAUCUUUGUUGAAUGGGAGAGUGACUCUUCACCACGCCAAAGCUGGAGCUGUCUUAGCCAGACAGGGAGACCAGGACGUGAGUCUGCACUUUGUCCUGUCUGGUUGUUUGCAUGUCUACCAGCGGAUGAUCAACAAGCAGGAAGCUGUCUGCUUGUUUGUGACCCACCCAGGGGAGAUGGUUGGCCAACUCGCUGUUCUUACUGGAGAACCCCUGAUCUUCACUAUCAAGGCCGUCCGAGACUGUACUUACCUCAAGAUCUCAAAGUCGGAUUUCUACGAGAUCAUGAGGGAACAGCCCAGUGUGGUGCUGAGUGCAGCCCACACAGUGGCCAUCCGCAUGUCCCCAUUUGUCAGGCAGAUGGAUUUUGCUAUUGACUGGAUGGCUGUGGAGGCUGGCAGAGCCCUCUAUAGACAGGACGAUCAGUCAGACUACACCUAUAUUGUUCUGAAUGGACGUCUGCGUUCAGUCAUCCGCAAGGCAAAUGGCAAGAAAGAACUAGUUGGGGAAUAUGGCAGAGGAGACCUCAUUGGUGUGGUGGAGGCUUUGACCAGGCAGCCAAGAGCCACCACUGUCCAUGCUGUGAGAGACACAGAGCUGGUCAAACUGCCAGAGGGAACACUCAACAACAUCAAAAGACGAUACCCACAGGUGGUGACGAGGUUGAUCCACUUGUUAGGCCAGAAGAUCCUAGGCAACUUGCAGCAAGGUCGCGGACCAUUCUCAGGCUCAGCCCUGAGUCUGCCCAGUAUGACAACUAGUGCUGAUGUAACCAACCCUGCCAGCAACCUCUCCACUGUGGCUGUGCUGCCUGUAUGUGAUGAGGUGCCGAUCAAUGCGUUCAACUUGGAGCUCAGCCAUGCCCUCAGUGCCAUUGGGCCCACUCUGCUAUUAACCAGUGACAUAAUCAGAGAGCGACUGGGUGCUUCUGCUUUGGACAGUAUCCAUGAGUACCGUCUGUCCGGCUGGCUGGCACAGCAGGAGGACAUCAAUCGGAUUGUCCUGUAUCAGACUGACAACAGCAUGACCCCGUGGACUCAGCGCUGCAUCCGCCAGGCUGACUGCAUCCUCAUUGUUGGCCUAGGGGACCAAGAACCUACCCUGGGAGAGUUGGAGCAGAUGCUGGAGAACACAGCAGUCCGGGCUCUGAAGCAGCUGGUCCUUCUGCACAGAGAGGAUGGGCCAGGCCCCUCCAGGACGGUCGAGUGGCUCAACAUGCGUAGUUGGUGCUCUGGGCAUCUGCACCUCAAGUGUCCUCGCAGGGUCUUCUCUAGACGCAGUCCCAGCAAACUGAGAGAGGUAUAUGAAAAGGUGUUUGAGAAAACAGCAGACAGGCACAGUGAUUUCUCUCGGCUGGCCCGAGUCCUGACUGGAAACAGCAUCGCCCUGGUGCUGGGAGGAGGUGGAGCUAGAGGCUGCUCUCAUGUGGGUGUGAUCAAAGCCAUGGAGGAAGCGGGGAUUCCUAUUGACAUAGUGGGUGGGACCUCAAUUGGCUCAUUCAUUGGUGCACUGUACGCUGAGGAGAGGAGUGCUGUCAGAACCAAACAAAGAGCUAGAGAGUGGUCAAAGGCCAUGAACUCAGUUUUUAAAACAGUCCUGGACCUGACUUAUCCCAUCACCUCCAUGUUCUCCGGCUCUGCCUUCAACACCAGCAUCUAUAAAGUGUUCCAGGACAAGCAAGCUGAGGACCUGUGGCUGCCAUACUUCAAUGUCACUACUGACAUCACAGCCUCAGCCAUGCGUGUUCAUCAGGAUGGUUGUGUCUGGCGCUAUGUUAGAGCCAGCGCCUCCUACACCCCCUAUUUACCUCCCCUGUGCGACCCCAAGGAUGGCCACUUGCUUGUGGAUGGUUGCUAUGUUAACAAUGUCCCAGGCUCUCUGUGGCGCUAUGUGCGGGCGAGCAUGACCCUCUCAGGGUACCUGCCGCCACUCUGUGACCCCAAAGAUGGCAACUUGCUAAUGGACGGUGGCUACAUCAACAACCUGCCAGCCGACAUUGCGAGGAACAUGGGUGCCAGAACUGUCAUUGCCAUCGACGUGGGAAGCCAAGAUGAGACUGACCUCUGUAACUACGGCGACUGCCUGUCUGGCUGGUGGUUGCUGUGGAAACGGAUCAAUCCUUGGGCAGAGAAAGUAAAGGUGCCAGACAUGGCAGAGAUCCAGUCUCGGCUGGCAUACGUGUCUUGUGUGCGGCAGUUAGAGGUGGUGAAGAAGAGUGCCUACUGCGAGUACAUCAGACCACCAAUCGAUCGCUUCAAGACAAUGGACUUUGGGAAGUUUGACGAGAUCUAUGAUGUGGGCUUCCAGCAUGGCAAGUUGGUGUUCACUGGCUGGGCCCGAGGUGACAUCAUCGAGAACAUGCUGAAGGACCACCGUUCAGCCGACUACAAUGACAGCAAGAGAACUGACUCCUGCACGUGUCCAGGAGCUGAUUUCACUGACCUCGCAGAGAUUGUUUCCAGGAUAGAGCCAGUCCAGACCUAUGUAGCAGCAGAUGCAGAGGAGUCAGACUGUCUGACGGAGUAUGAGGAAGAUGGGAUGGACACAGUGAGAGAGGAAGAGGGGGAGGAAGAGGAGGAAGAGGCCGAGGACCCUGACGACCACUCCCCUGGAGAGUGGGGGCAGAAUGGAAUCUUCCAGACUGAUGAGGAGAAAUCUGUGAGGCAACGGAGGAAACUCACGAGUGACUCCAACACCUCAGAAGUCUCCGACUGCUGACAGAGGGCCUCACUGAGAAGUAGAGGGAGUUUAAGCAAGAACAAGGGUCCAAAAUUAUUAGUCAAGGCUAGAGACUGAACGUCAUACUAAGCUCCUGCAAUGUCUGAAACUCUGAAAUACUGUUUUUGUUUUUUUUCUGGAGGGGAUUACGGUUCGUCCUCUAAACUGUUGAACCUUCUUUGCAUCAAGUGGCUUCCUCCUCGCUCUCACACUGGCUUCAUCUGUUGACAUUCUGACAUCACUGUCAAAAAUGAUUAUGUGCGGCCCCAAAUAAUAAUGGUCUUCGAAGGUUUACGCCACUCAAUGUUUUUCUCAUCACUUCUGCAUCAGUCUGAUUCGUUGCCAGAAUACCUGCCUGCCAACUCCAAAACCUGCCAAAACCAGGUCUCCCCUAGCAACCAACACAAGAAAACAUGUAAACUGUAAACUUCCAAUUCACCAAUUCAAAUCACCUGCAUCUCCAAAUCUGCAUGUACGUCUCUGUACGUACAGCUCUGUUGCACUCCGUCACAGACAUUUUGACACAUUGCAGUCCAUUCAUUUCUUGUGUGUGUGUGUGUGUGUGUGUGUGUGUGUGUGUGUGUGUGUGUGUGUGUGUGUGUGUGUGUGUGUGUGUGUGUAUGUGUAUGUGUUUGUAUUGCCUGUGUGACUGCACAAACGUGCAAAGCUGUGACUUGUUGAAAUAGUAGCAGUGCACUGAAAAGAAAAGUAAGAAAUACAGACAGUAGAACUGUAGUUAGUAGGUUAGCUAAGUUUAAAGUAGAUGUGAAGUAGGGAAGCUAUAGAAGGAACAGAUGUUCAUGAAGGCACCAAAGUAGAGUUUAUGUUGAAUGAACAGAGGCUGGACCAAUGUCAGGAAUCAGGAAUAAGGAUGUAUUAAUAUUGAAAGAGGAAGACGUAUUAAUGAAUACUGUGGGAAGUUUUGAGAAGUGGAUUUAAGAAAAUAAAGAGACAAGUUGUGUAGACAAGAAAAGAGAUGGACCCAUCAGCCAAGUGUUAUUUUAGUUUGUUUAAAAUUCACACAAGGUACAGUAGAGUGAGCUUGAUGCGCUGUAGACUAGACUAAACGGGGGAUGGAGAGGAUGUGUAAUGGAAAUGAGGGAUGAAUGAGAUGAUUUUCAGUGAGUGGAUGACAUGGUGUCUGCGUUCUUGAAAUUUUGUGUUUCAGCUGUUUUUUUUGAGAUGAUGCCAGAUAAAGACGAUGCCUUUUUCAACCAGUUUUCGAUCCACUCACAGUAAACGGUGACUGUGGGGAAGAGAGUGAUCAUUCGACUGACACUACACAACAAACCAGUGUGUGCCCGUCUUCGUUUGCACAAGGUCACACACAGUACUCAGGGUUCCUGCGUAAAACUCCACAAAAAAAGUUUUAAAAAGAAGUUGGUAGUAGACAAUAUUGUGUAUAUGACAGUGAGUCUCUGACUGAACAGUUAUAGAAAUCUCCAAAACCAAUGGCAACAAAUUGUCAUUUUGACAUUGAUAAUACGCAGAAACCCUGAGUAAACCGAAACUCCAAAUGGACAGAAAUUCACCUCAUGUAACUAUUAACACUUAAUUAAUAUGGACCUAAUGUAGAAAUUGUAACAAGAUUAUAUUAUAAUACACACAUUGUUGAUAUUCAUAUAUGUAUAUGAGGUGGAAAUUUGUAAGUUAAUGCUUAGCUGCAGAACAAGGGAACCAACACCUGAACAAAAAAGGGUUUCCUCUCUUAAAAUCCAUUCUGUUUUUAUGGAUGGUCACCAGAUUUGCUUUUUUUUUUUUUUUAUUUAUACAUGUUAACUACGGGCUUUUAAAAACUGAUUUUUUUUUAAUUUGGGGGUGGGGUCUGUCUUAUUUUACUUAACUUGGCUUUAGCUGUUUUGCACUGAAAAAUUUGAAGUAUUCCUUGCUCAGAAGAUGUUUGGUUUAAUAAUUGCCAUCCACCUUGAUAUGCCAAGGGAAUCUAAAUGAAAAGAGAUGCUAAUUUAAUAUGCAUAUUGGGAAAUAAAUAUAAUUUGCAUCAUG